Molecule: messenger RNA, 15612 nt
Organism: Coregonus sp. 'balchen'
Lineage: Eukaryota; Metazoa; Chordata; Actinopteri; Salmoniformes; Salmonidae
Source: the annotation of a GenBank genome assembly
UUCCACCUGAUUCCGCGGCUGUCCAGCAUCGUGCCCGAGUCCUGUCUGCUCAUUGUGGUGGGCCUCCUGGUCGGGGGCCUCAUCAAGCUGGCGGGCGAGGAGGUACCCCCCGUGCUGGACUCCAAACUCUUCUUCCUGUGCCUCCUCCCCCCGAUCAUCCUGGAUGCGGGCUACUUCCUGCCAAUCCGGCCCUUCAUGGAGAACAUCGGCACCAUCCUGAUGUUCGCCGUGGUUGGCACCCUGUGGAACGCUUUCUUCGUAGGGGGUCUCCUCUACGCCGUGUGCCAGAUCGAGGGCACCAACCUGAGCCAGGUGGAGCUGCUGCCCUGCCUGCUGUUCGGGAGCAUCAUCUCGGCCGUGGACCCGGUGGCCGUGCUGGCUGUGUUUGAGGAGAUCCACAUCAACGAGCUGCUGCACAUUCUGGUGUUCGGAGAGUCGCUGCUCAAUGAUGCCGUCACUGUGGUGAGUGAGUGGGCGGUGGGGUGGUAUGUGGUGUUAUGCAGGGAAAUACAGUACAAUGCAAUUCUAGACAGUCAAUCAAUGAAUGAAUUACAGUACAUUCACGUCAGGGUCACCCCCCAAAUAAGAUAAUGCCAUGCACUACAGUACUAUACAGUACUAUACAGCACUAUGUUAUGCACUACAAUAUAAUAAAACAAAACUAUAUUUUCAGAAGUAGGCUACAUUCAUCCUCCAUAUAAAGAUGACUCAGUUUUUAGUUGGCCUGUGAUUGUGUUCUUAUUUCUGUGGACAGGAUAUUGAUUUGGACUGGCACAAGAAAUCAGAAUAGCUUAAUUCCAAAUUGGCCCAUCUUGCCAGAUUCAAUUAGGCCUAGUCUUUUAGGAAAAUCCCACCAUAUUUAUGUCACUGGAUAUUGAAUUCAUACCUUCUAGCUGACGUCACAUUUGACUCCUCACAAGUGAUUGGUUGGUUAGGUUUUGGAAAUGUGUGACCUUCUACAAAAGAUGACCCAGUUUAGUGGGCCCCCAGUGCCUUCUCACCACUUCCUUCUCUUUCCUCUGUUGAAACAGUUGUGGGAUGGACCAUCUCUCUCUUAUGGGUUGGUCAUUGAAAAUAUAAAGUAGAAAAAACAUUUGGAGUAUUUUCUUUUCCUGUUUGCGUCCUGAGGCACAGUGGUUCCUGUUGCUAUAUUUAUGUUCUACUGAUUAUACCCACACACUGGCUGUCUUGUUUGCUCCAUAGUGUUUGAUAGGACUAGUUCACUUAAAAUAGCCUUGGAGUCAUGAGACUUAAAUCAAUGACAGUUCAGCCGAACCAUUUUAAUAUUGUGGGCCAGACAGGCGAAGUGUGCAGAAAUGCAAGCACCUGUGAAAUUGUGAUUUGUCCAAAUGAUCAGUGACUAAAUCAGGGCCCCGGAACAAAGUUCCUUGUUAGUUGUCGCAUCUCACAGUCUGACAGACGCUAUGAUACAAUUUAUGUUACGUGUUUCUGUCCACGAGAGAUUGAGAACAUUUAUCUUUUCUGUAGUGACUAUACCAAAACGUUAGACCAUAUAAUAUCGCUGGUUUAUAUGCUACUCAGUAGACCCUUUUAUCCACAGUACAGGGGGAGUGUGCAUUUUAUUGUGGCCCCAGCGGGUAUCAAACCCAUGACCCUGGCAGGCUAGCACCAUGCUUUUACCAACGGAAUCCAAACAGGUUGUUUAUUUUCGAUUGUAGGCUCUAAAGUGUCAAACCCCCUCCAUUCUCUCUAGGUCUUAUACCACCUGUUUGAGGAGUACUCUGGCGCAGGUGAGGUAACGCCAAUGGACGUGGUCCUUGGGGUCAUCUGCUUCCUGAUUGUAUCGCUGGGCGGCAUCGCCGUGGGCGCCAUCUAUGGUAUCCUGGCGGCCUUCACCUCCCGGUUCACCUCGCACACCCGCGUCAUCGAGCCCCUCUUCGUGUUCGUCUACAGCUACAUGGCCUACCUGUCGGCUGAGAUGUUCCACCUGUCUGGAAUUAUGGCGUAAGUAGGGGGUGGGGGGUACGCACACGCUCACAGACAGACAGACAGACCGACGCGUGCGCACACUCACACACAAUCUUCCUAGUGGCCAAGGUUUUUUGAGUUUCUCUCUGUCAUGAAUCCUAGAUAUUGUUGAUAAUAAAAAACGGUUUCUGUGAGAGUUAUUGUUGGGCUGAGGCUAAGUGUAGGUUUAGUGUUUAUAAUGCAUUGACAGAGUGGCUGUGAUACAUGAUCUUUUGAACCUGUCAGGCUGGUCCAGCAACACCAUUGAUUCUAUGUUUAGCUAAAGGAAAAGUAUGACUGUCUAAUUCCUGCAUUAUCUUCUACAUUUCCUUGGAAAAUAAUCUCACUCCUAAGUGUACACUGAAUUAGAUUCAUAGCUUCUUGGCAAUAUUCAUGAUUUAAAUGGUCAAAUAAAUACAAUGGAACUGGGUCUGUCCCAGCCAAGGAGAUCCAUAUGAAUUAUAUCACAGCGGCAGUAACUCACCUACAUGUCGUGACAGGCCAUCUGAUGUACAACCCAGAGCAGGGAUACAACGCUCAAUUUACACCCCCCCUGUCAUGCCUCUGGCCCUAGCAAAGUACUCCUGUGAUACAUAUAAUUCUCCUCUCCUCUCCUCCGCUUUACUCUCCUUCUUUUUAUAAAAGGUGGUGAGUUAUGAAAUAUGGAUCAUAAACAUAGGUGCUGUUGAUGAAUUGAGUUUCCUGUUGACAGGAGCAAUGGUAGGACUGUAGGACAGUCUGUUCCGAGGCUUAUUGUGUGCUCCGUCCGUGCCUUCCAUCGUAAAGAGGAUUUGGAUUAGUAUAUAGUGCUUUUUGUCCAGUGCUUGUAUAUGGGCCUAUAUAUACAAUGGGAAAAGGCUCACCUCUCCCCAAGCCUUUUAUCUUUUAUAAUUUUUUAUAUUAGCUGAAUGCCAGAGAUCUCGCCCCCGGAGUGAAAUUGGACGGAAUGAUGGACAACUGCAGUGUGUUAUGUAAGGUAAUGAGGUAGCUAGCAGCCCUUACAGUCACUGAGUAGGGUUGCCUCACACUAGACACUAGGAAUAGAGAGGUGUUGCCAUGCUGUACAGGGGAGGGGAUGUGGACAUCUUAACUCGGGUUCCGUAAGUCCAAUCACAGUGAGUCAUUGGUUCUCUCGUGGAACAAGCUGAGGAAAUGGAGCUCUUGUUUCAUAAGCUCUUACAACACAGUUUCCAAAACAAACCGUAUCCUUGUUGCUAUGGCUCUACUGUCCUUGAAGGACUUGUUCUCUUAGCAUGUAAAUACUUAAAAAUACAUGUACUGUAUUGUUUUUAAACCAGUUGAAUUGUUAUGUGACUGCUUUCUAUGCCAUGUCAAUGAAGUACUAGGCUAUAACUUAGUCAUUAGCUUUAACUUGAAUGUAAUGUAGCCUAUAUUUACGCUGUAGGUAGUUGGAUUCAUGUAGUAACCUGGGGCGUAAUUAUUAAAGUGCGUGCGCACAAAAAAUACUAAACCUUUUGUGCACCAGUUUUCCCGCAAAGGUUGACGGGAAAGUGUGCGCAUCUCCACGUACAGCUCAGACCAUGCUUAACUUCUUGUGGUUGAUGAAUUGUAUUGCGAGCAAAUGUCGUUUUUUUUGUGUGGAUGAAAUGGAAGUGUUUGAUGCACAGGAAUUAUAAUAAUGGUAGGCUAAUAACAUGAAAACGUAGGCCUAAUGAUAAAACGGAUUCAUUUGCCGUUGGUAAGGAGAUCGCAUAGCAGCGUGUAGUCUUAACGUGUUUCUUUUUACCUUUAUUAUAUAGGCCUAAGUCAUAAUCCUAUUGCAGGACAUGUCUCUCCUUUUCUGACCUGACUGGUUUAUUCCCGCUACACAACAAAUAGUAGACUACUGCACUUGAUCAAUUGAAAUAGUUUUAAAUUGUAUAUAUAUUUUUGCUGUCUUAAAUGUUUUUGUAAUGGGGAAACUAAAUUCAUGUUUUUGUAGAACGUAACUCUCAUUCAAUAGCCAAGCAUGCUCGAAAGUAAAUAGACGGGUAGCCUAUUGAACAUAUUUGACAGGAUGUGUAGGCUACAGUGCUGUGCGAUAGGAGCGCGACAUCAAAGCCUAUAUAAUCUGAGCCUAUACCAAGGCAGGAGAUAGAAACACAAUCAUGUAUUGAUACACAAAUAUUGAACAACAAUUCAUCUUUUGCAUACAAGUGUGGGCUAUAGCAUUUAGGCUACUUUUUAGGUAGUUUGAAAGGACAAUCAAUCUUGGAGAAUGUGUGGCCAGUGUUUGGCACUCGCUAUAGGCGGUAUGCAUUUUUUGUUUGAAAAAGUCACUGCAAAAGAUUCAAACAUUCUGCCCACACUUCUACAGAAAUGUGAUCAAAUUUGCCAUUGCGCUUUCUUUUAGAAACUAUCAUUGCCCAGUUCCAACAUUUCCAAAUCAUACAGCAAAUUAUGGUGUUUUUGUUACCAUAAAAGGUGGGGUGGUAGGGCUCAUUCACGAGCGCACAAAUAUAAUAUGGCUCUGAUUUGAUCAAUAAUAACAUGUGUGUAUAUAUGUUGCCCCUGGUAUAUUUAUGGUAAGUAUUCUGUUUACCAAUAGAUGGCAAUAGAUGGCAGAAUUCAAUUCUAAAACGUACUUACAUGUCUGGAGUGUUCGAUCUAAGAUACUACAAUUCAGAAUAGACAUUAAAUGAUGGAACAUUGUCAGACAAUAAAAAGUUUUAUUUCUCAGAGAACUCAUUUAUAAUCAUCCCUUGUCCUGCUCUCUCUCUAGGCUGAUUGCGUGCGGCGCGGUGAUGCGGCCCUACGUGGAGGCCAACGUAUCCCACAAGUCCCACACCACCAUCAAGUACUUCCUGAAGAUGUGGAGCAGCGUGAGUGAGACGCUCAUCUUCAUCUUCCUGGGCGUGGCCACGGUGGCCGGGCCGCAUGCCUGGAACUGGACCUUCGUCUCCGUCACCGUCAUCCUUUGUCUGGUGUCACGUGUAAUUGGUGAGUCAGACAUGGAUACCUUCCUCACAGUACUGAACAAGUCUCUACAUCAUAUGACUCCAAAAGAUAGUGAGAGAAAUUACAUGACAGGCCCAACUUUCUCAUAGUUUGUCAUCAUUUGGUCAAGUUGUUUCUGUAGAUGAUGUGAUACAGAUUUUUUACUUUCUCAAUUUGACAAGGGAUAGUUAUUCUUGGAGCCAGACUGAAAUACCAGUCACUACAUUUCAGGUAAUGAGGCAACUGUUAGAGGAAGUGCUCCUUGUGGUUUCCACAUGGUCCUCACAUCGAGGAAGCCCAGAUAUCAACAGACUCGUCAGAUACACGUCCCUAAAAAAGGAAGCAUAAAUAUUUUAAGUAUUAUGUCAUUUCCGCAGUUAUAGAUAGACCCAAAGCAGACCUCCAUCUGACUUUGCUUGCUAGUUUGAAACCUAGUGACUUGACAUUGCACUUUAUCACCAUUGACCAUUCUCUAUUCUCACCAAACAUCCUAUAGUUUUCUGCGUUUUUGUGCUCUCUCUCUCUCUGUCUCGCUGUCUCUGUCUCUCUCUCUCUCUGUCUCUCUCUCUCUCUCUCUCUCUCUCUCUCUCUCUCUCUCUCUCUCUCUCUCUCAAGCUUUUUAUCAAUUUGGAAAGUGGAUGCUUAACCUUUCUUAGGUUGUAAAGAGGCUGGUAUUGGCUGUGUGUAAGGAGGGAGCAGACAUGGAGUCAAUCAGGUUGAUUCUCUUCUGCGCUCUCUCUCUCUCUCCCAGGCGUGGUGGGCCUUACCUUUAUCAUCAACAAGUUCCGCAUCGUCAAGCUGACCACCAAGGACCAGUUCAUUGUGGCCUACGGUGGCCUACGAGGGGCGAUCGCCUUCUCCCUGGGCUACCUGUUAGACAAGGACCACUUCCCCAUGAGGACCAUGUUCCUCACCGCCAUCAUCACCGAAAUCUUCUUCACCGUGUUUGUACAGGUGGGUACUGGGCCAGUCCUCUAGCCUGGUCCCAGAUCUGAUUCGUGCUGUCUCGCCACCUCGUCACACCAAUGAACACAGUGGUCACGCCAAUGACCACAGUGAUCACGCCAGCCAUAGUUGUCAUGCCAAUGACCAUAGGAGUUGGCAAGACGGCACAAAAAUAUCUGGUACCUGGCAACCCUCUAUCUAACUAUCAAAUAAAAAUUGUCACUGAGUGAACACAAAGGACAGCAUUUUUAUUUAUUCCGAAUUUAGUAGGAAGUUGACUAUAUUACAGAGUGCUUUUGUGUCAAAAUAGUUUGCUUUGCUGCUCAAUUGUGCUUUUGCUCUCUUGUCCUUAGUAUAUUUCAAGGCCUAAAGUAGUCAAUGGUUUUCAUGGUUUGUUUCAGCCCAAUGCAAUGCUGGUGUGACAAAAUGUCACUGCAGCUACUACUUUGAAGCACACACACGGUCCGUUUUGAAGCUCCUUGCGUCAAAUAUUCCCCAGUCCUGCUGAGCAAACUCAUCUUACAGUGAAACUGUUGAUGCAUGUUGACGCUCUAGGACACGCGUCACCUGGCAGAGUAUCCCCAAAAUGGCUGCUACUAAAAGAAAGCCUUCUAUAAGCCUUUUAUAUAAUGUCUUCAGGAAAUGACUCAUUCAUUUUUUUUUUUACUCAGUGCUGGCAGUCUGGGAUGUUCUUAGCUAUAGACUAGGUGGGGGUUUCACCUACAGUGGUGCGAUUUGCUGCAGUAGGAAUGUGUGUGUGGUGUUAGCCUGUUAGAAUGUGUAAGUGUUUAUAUGCAUGUGUUUUGAUUGGGUGUGUGUGCGUGGUACUGACAGGGGUAUUAUUUAAGGGCCAGAAUUUGUUGUCAUCUACUUAGGGUGUAAAGUUAACCAGAUAGACUUAAUCUCCUUAUGAGAGAGAAUGAUACGCUAAAGCCUACACACACAUGGACAGACAGACAGAUGCACACUGGAACAGGAUAAAAGAGAUUGCUAGAACCAAUAUGCCAAGUUGUAUAUUAACCAGCUCUGAUCAAACCUUUUCCCAGCAUGACUCAGCCAUCGAUGGAACGGCCUUAUGCACGGACCACCAACCACCUGCGCAUAACUUCAUUUAAAUGCAAAUGUUGCUUGACUGCUACAUACACAAAAUGGAUACAGAAUACAGUAGCUAUGAAAAUAAAUGAUAUGAAAGUCACCCCUCAUCCGAGGUAUUCCUUUUGAUUUGUGUGUGUUUUAUGGGAGGACAUUGGAUGUAUUUUAUUUCCACCUGAGCUGCUGCUUCUAGUCAAGAGUAAAGGUUUUUAGCAACUCCUCACACACCAUAAGAGAAAAAAGGGUCGGGGGGGAGGGGCCUGACGUGUGUGUGUGUGUGUGUGUGUGUGCGGCAUGUUUUAGUUUGGGUAAGGCCUAGUCAAUAUGCGUUAGUUUGCAAAUCACCUCAUAGUGUGAAUGUGUGCAUCUGUCCAUAGCCAGUGCUUCUCUGUGCAGUAAGUAAACACCAUGCACACGAAUGAAAGGUGUUGUAAUGGACAUUACAGGCUUCUCUUAGGUCGCUGAUGUCGUGUAGUAUUUAAAGAUGGACAUUUAUAAUUUUGUUCUUCAGGAUCUCAAAUGUUACCUUAGUAACAUCUCCCUUCUCUCUCUCUCUUCUCCUCCUCCCCCUCUCAGGGCAUGACUAUCAAACCCCUGGUGGACCUGUUAGCCGUGAAGAAGAAGCAGGAGGCCAAGCGCUCCAUCAAUGAGGAGAUCCACACCCAGGUAACCUUUAACCCCAUCAACCCCCUCACAUCCUGGCCCCUCCUACUCUUCCCCUCCUCUGUAGCCAGACCACCCAUCAGACAAGUCAGUUAAUUUCCUUUUGUUUCUCCUGGGAUAUACGAGCUCUGGGCCCGUAUUCAUAAAGCGUCUCAUAGUAAGAGUGCUGAUAUUGUAUGAUCUAAAACUGAUCCUAGAUCUGCAUUGCUACUCUGAAAUACUUUAUAAAUACAGGCCCUGGUCAGGUUAUGACAUUUGCAGCACAAGAACAAGAAAUGCACUGAAGCUACACUGCUAGGCUGAUCUUGUUCACCCUAAUUAUCUAACCAUCUUGCCCUUUAAAAUGGGCUAUUGCAUUAAUGGCUGUGGUUAAAUUAAUGAUUUGGUUAUUUCCAACUGAGGGAUGUCCAUUUUACUUUCAAAUUCAGUAUCUGUCCAGAUGUACAGUACUGUCAUUACAUGUUGACUGCUAAACAUUGCUCUGCGCUUCCCCCCUACUGGCCAUUUUAAUAUAAUUAUCUUCUGCUAAUGAAUUUUGUCUUGCUGACAUUGCCUUGCUGGGGUUUUAAUAAUGGAAAGCCAAUGGAAAGCAGUAUUCCCCUGCUUCCUCUUAACACAGACUAAUGAAACUUCCUACAUUGCUCCAUGGCUCCCAAUGGACCAUCCUCUCAUUCUCCACUGCCUCCACUGACACAUUGAUCCGGGUUGCCAGAUUGGCGAGUAAUAUCCACCCUGCUUAGGUCUGGCUUCCUCUGGUGCUACUGAUCAUUCUCUCUCUGCCCUUGAGUGACCACUGAGCAGAAUGGCACACCGUCUCUCAGUAGCUCCUGUUGCUAAUAAUAGCCACAGAAUAGUGGCGUGACACGUACUUUACACACAAUGUCUCUCUGCGGGGCUCUGUUGGCUCUCUGGUGCACAGAGGAGCGAUGAGUCACCGGCGCUCUAGGCUAGAGGGCCCAGUCACCAGCUUUAUCGUUUCUUCUCCACUGUAAAUGGCAGUGAUUCAAGUAAACAGAGCUGUAGUAGGACUCCUGGAGUGCACCAGGAGUGGAUAAGGGUGUUUAAGAGCCUAGUGGGUUUUAGGAUUUUAGAGUCCCUCAGGGUUUUAAUGUCGGGACCAUUGUGUUUGUGGUCUCACAAAUUGGUCAGUAGGUUGUUUUGAUGAAUGGAUAUUUGAAGCUCUUGACUAAUUGGCAUCUGGGGCUGACCUUGACAUACUGUGUGUCACCUUGCUUGAGGCUUUCAUUAUAAAGUACCAUUUAUUGUGACAAAUGUAAAGUUUUCUUCUACCAGAGAUAGAACUGAUGCAGAAACUACUGUAAAAAAAAAAUCCCUUCACUGCCUGAAAAUAUUGCAAUGCAAUAAAUUCAGUGGCACGACCAAACUGCUUGUUCCCAUAGCAACUCUGCAAACUGUCCCUGUGCAGAACUGUCACAGCAGUUGCCAUAAUCAAAGUACAGGAACAAAAUUGACCACCGACUGAACGUAAUCUGUCAGUGCCUAUUUCUCUGCUUCAAUCUGUGAAUGUGAUGGACAUCAUCUAGGCCUAAUGCUCUCUCUAUUGGCCAGAUUCUGGGAGGAAUCUCCGUGGAGAAAAGGCUACUUAAGGGAUCAUCCAAAAAUGAAAAAAUGGUGGCCUGUAUGAUGUGGAAAUAUACUUUACUGGACUAUUUUACAUGUAAUAGAAACAAAAAAAGGAGGAACAGAUUAGGCUUGGUUACACUUUUACUUCCCAUUGUAAAAGCAUUUCAAAUAUCUGUUCCUCUUGUUGUUUAGCGUAGAUACAAUAUUUAAACAUUGUUUUCUCCCCCUAGUUCCUGGACCAUCUGCUGACUGGCAUCGAGGACAUCUGUGGACACUACGGCCAUCACCACUGGAAAGACAAGUACGUAGCAGAGGCGGGGCUAAAAUGGUCAUGAUGACAAGUGCUGUAUAUUUUUGUUCACUGUAUAAAAACAUUUGAUUACCUCUUAUUCAAGUUUUACGAUCAUUAAGGCAACAACUUUCUAGUACCCAGUCCAGUAAUGUUUGUUAGUUGUCUUGUGUUGUCUAUAGUUGUUUAUUGUCUAUUUCCUUCUGUUUGAAUUGUGUUCCAAGUUAGAACUUUUAGCCUUAGCAUCUUUGUUAACACGGUUAACUCAAAUGUGGUGGUGAAGCUGUGAUCCCUCAGGCAUUGUUAGUAACAGCUAGCGCCUUAAGUUGAUUAUCUUUCAGAACAGAUGCUUUUCCUACAAUGAAAUCUUAUUGAAUCCAAUAAUGUAAUGGUAAUCAUAAAGCAUUGCCAUUCAUAACCAAGUGAACCUGAAUAAUUUUGUAAGUUUUAUUUCCCUAUGCAGUAUUUACCCACAACAGUAUUGCAUUUGAACAGCCUUGGGCGUUAUAUGUGGCAGUUAUCCUCUGAAGAUAACCAUGUAUAAGAUUUGUUCAGACAGCUCUGUAAGCCGAUUUAUCACCCGACAGUUGUCAUAUUUCACCUUCAGAUCCAGUUCCAUACAGACUUUAGAGCAGCGGGAUAAAACAAUGUUUGUAACUGUAUUGAUUUCUGGAUUUAGAGCAUUAUGAUAAACUCUGGGCUCAUCCUAUAGUGGUCGGUUUUCACAGUGUGUGUUCCUGCCAGUGACCACACUGUCUCCAAUGUAGUGUGUGUGCUCUACGCCUAUUUAAGAGCUUUUCAUCCAUUUGGAAAGUGUUCUUAACCUUUUUCUAAUGUUUUAAUGAGGCUGGUAAUGGCUGUGUGAUGGGAAGGUUGACUUGUUUUCUUCUUUCUCGCGCUUCUCUCUCGUUUCUCUCUCCUCUCUCUGUUUUCUCUCUCUCUUCCCCACCCUGCAGGCUGAACCGCUUCAACAAGAAGUACAUAAAGAAGUGCCUGAUAGCGGGCGAGCGCUACAAGGAGCCGCAGCUCAUCGCCUUCUACCACAAGAUGGAGUUCAAGCAGGCCAUCGAGCUGGUGGAGAGCGGCGGGGGCGUCAAGCUGCCCUCCGCCAUGCCCUCGCAGGUCUCCAUGCAGUGAGUGCUCCACCCUCUUCCCUCCUCCACCUCCUUUUAGCUCACCACCACCAGCUCUACACUUAAUAGCCAUUUCCACAUUGUUGUGUUAGCCUAUAUCUGCACAAGCCUGUGCGUGCGAGCGCCAGAGAGGUUUGAAAGUCAAGAGGCUGAACUAGCAAUUACUUCCUGUAAAUAACUGGUAUGGGAGAAUGUGCCUGAAUCUUUCUCGCGGGUGUUACAGGAAGGAAUUGCUAAGUGAGUUAGAGCUUGGUAAUGGCCAAAAACAACCAUAGUUAUCCAUAGAACCACAGUCAAAAAAAGAAUGGCGCCGACAGACAUGGCAGCUCUGCUUCUAGCUCCUUGAAUUGUUAGAUAGAAUUGUUAGAUACUCUUGCACUGUUGGAGCUAGGAACACAAGCAUUUCGCUACAUCCGAAAUAACAUCUGCUAAAAACCUACACAAGGCUGGAAUGGGCUACAAGACCAUCGCCAAGCAGCUUGAUGAGAAGGUGACAACAGUUGGUGCGAUUAUUCGCAAAUGGAAGAAACACAAAAUAACUGUCAAUCUCCCUCGGCCUGGGGCUCCAUGCAAGAUCUCACCUCGUGGAGUUGCAAUGAUCAUGAGAAAGGUGAGGAAUCAGCCCAGAACUACACAGGAGGAUCUUGUCAAUGAUCUCAAGGCAGCUGGGACCAUAGUCACCAAGAAAACAAUUGGUAACACACUACGCCGUGAUGGACUGAAAUCCUGCAGCGCCCACAAGGUCCCCCUGCUCAAGAAAGCACAUAUACAGGGCCGUCUGAAGUUUGCCAAUGAACAUCUGAAUGAUUCAGAGGAGAACUGGAUGAAAGUGCUGUGGUCAGAUGAGACCAAAAUCGAGCUCUUUGGCAUCAACUCAACUCGCCGUGUUUGGAGGAGGAGGAAUGCUGCCUAUGACCUCAAGAACACCAUCCCCACCGUCAAACAUGGAGGUGGAAACAUGCUUUGGGGGUGUUUUUCUGCUAAGGGGACAGGACAACUUCACCGCAUCAAAGGGACGAUGGACGGGGCCAUGUACCGUCAAAUCUUGGGUGAGAACCUCCUUCCCUCAGCCAGGGCAUUGAAAAUGGGUCGUGGAUGGGUAUUCCAGCAUGACAAUGACCCAAAACACACGGCAAAGGCAACAAAGGAGUGGCUCAAGAAGAAGCAUAUUAAGGUCCUGGAGUGACCUAGCCAGUCUCCAGACCUUAAUCCCAUAGAAAGCUGAAGGUUCGAGUUGCCAAACGUCAGCCUCGAAACCUUAAUGACUUGGAGAAGAUCUGUAAAGAGGAGUGGAACAAAAUCCCUCCUGAGAUGUGUACAAACCUGGUGGCAAACUACAAGAAACGUCUGACCUCUGUGAUUGCCAACAAGGGUUUUGCCACCAAGUACUAAUUUCCCUCAUUUAAAAUACAAAUCAAUUCAUAACAUUUUUGAUGUGACCAAUAAAAUGUGAUUUGAUUUGAACAUGUAUCUUGUUUUUCUCUGUCCUCUCUCCCAGGAACAUCCAGCCCAAGAAGCUGCCUCCUCCUGUAGCAGAGCGGGCCCUGCCUCAGUUCACCAAGGGCCGUGAGGAGGAGAUCAGGAAGAUCCUCAGGAGUAACCUGCAGAAGACCCGCCAGAGGGUGAGCACUGAUCCAGGAUCAGAUUUACCCUCAGCUUAUCUGAGGGGUAACAUUAGGAGGGCAACUGCAAAGCUGAUCUCAGAUCCGUUUUUAGCGAUUAGGGGCUUGCUCUCAGCUAGUAAUGUAGGAAUUCAGAUGCUCACUCUGUUUGUAAAGAGAUUACAAUUGUACAUAAUAUAAUAAUAUAAUAUAUGCUUUUUAUCCACAGCGACUUAGUCAUGCUUUCAUCUAUUUUACGUUCAUCACAUUGCUUCGCAGUUUGUAAUUUCUUCAUUAGUAUUGUCAAACGUCAAAUCUCUUAAGAUUAUAGUACUAAAGUAGUCAUGAGCCUGUAUCAUUAUGGAUACAAGUGUGCAUUGUUGCUGUGUGGUCCUAGCCUAGACCUCCCUGUCUCGUGGUGAGUUGAAUGAAUGUGUUUUGUCUCUGCGCUCCUACAACAGAUGCACUCUGGUGCCUGAAAAGUGUAUUAUUAUUAUUAUUAUUAUUGUGUGAUCCUAGCUCUAUAACAUUGCUGUCCCAUAGUGUGAGCUGAGUGUGUGUUGUCUCUCCCUCCAGCUGCGCUCCUACAACAGACACACUCUGGUGGCUGAUCCUUUCGAGGAUGGAUGGAACGACUUCAUCCUGAAGAAGCAGAGGAUGAUCGAGCUAGAGAAGAAGGUAAGACUACCAGAAUCACCUAGCCUGGUUAAACCAGAUUGAACGCUGCGCUCUCCAUUGUUGUGCUCACUUAGUCUGGAACGCCACUAAUUCAAUUCAAUAGAACUUUAUUUAUCCCCUCAUGGCCAAAUGACACACAAAUAGACGGGUAUGUGGAAUCCUCACAAAAAUAACCGGUCCAAACAGCCUAUUCUCUGAAAGAGGGGAUUUAGGAUAGAAGCCCACGUGGCCAAACGCUGCUCUUUGGAUCUGGUCAAAACAUCGGUUCUUCUGGGUGAAACAAUGAAAUUUAGCAAAAUAAUUUUGGGAAGCCAUGCUAAGACUCCCCCAGACAUAGAGAGAACUUCAACAGACAACCAGACACAAAGUUCUCUCACUGCUCACAGUAGUAAACUUUCUUUAAAACCAUUGCAUUAAUUUAGUCUAACUAUGAUGGAUUUUGUCAUUAAAGUUUUCCAUAAAUUGUCUCUCCCCCCUCCACUCAAAUAAUUUGCCUGACACAAUCAGUUCCUGAUUUAUUUAUGCAGCCUUGUGGCCCGACGGCCAACUUGCAUUUAAUCAGUCUCUAUGUAAUGAAAAUGGAACUAACAUCUUGAUUAAAUAGAACUGUUUGAUUAAAAAGGACACUGUAGACCUGAGAGAUCUGCAGAUACUAGCAGAAUUGUUUAUUUUGGAAAUUAACAUUUUGAUUUAAUAUAACUUUUAAAAGUGGAGGAAAAUGCUGAUCCCAUCAGACCAGUAAACACAAUUUACUGACCUGUCAAACUUUUUAAUAGCACUUUAAACAGCGGUGUCUUCAAAAAGUGUCUUGGUUGGCCUUUAUGAUAUUGGCAGCCAUAUUGUGUUGUAUUGAUUUGGUGUAGGCUUAUCUAGUGUUUGAAUGUAUUGCUGACCUCACUAAAAAUAUUUCCAUUAAAAUGGACAAUAAAGUAUCCUAUUGUAUCGUAAAUAAUAUGGCUGUAUGGCUAUAUGCUUUCAACUAAAGUGACUGGCAGUCGACGACAAUCCAUAUACAGUAUUCACUAUGUGUGUCUGAUGCGGGAAUUGAACCCACAGCUCUUGUAUAUUGAAAUGGUUGCUUGUGUGUGUGUGUGUGUGUGCCUGUGAACAGAUGACAGAGAUGAGUAACUAUCUCACGGUCCCUGCCGCCCCUCCUGACUCCCCCACCAUGUGCAGAGCCAGGCUGGCCUCAGGUGAGUCCAUCCUACACCCACGUCACACUCUGAAGCUCCCAUUUUACACUACCGUGACAACCCCUACCCUACCGCACUGUGCUGGCGCUGAUAUUUAUUUUACAAUUGUCCUUUCCAGCAUGGUUCCAGUAACUAUGGGGAUGUGUAACCAGGCUAGCUUGGCUUAGUAGUGUGAAUCAACACUUAUUGUAAGGUUGCUUAUGAAGCAAUAGGAAAGAUGAUGGAAACAGACUUGUUCCAUUGCAGAGUUUUGAGUCGGAAGGAACCCAUUUGCUUCACAUUUAGUAUACUUAGUUUGGCAAGAUUGUUAACGUUUAUGAAGUUUAAUGGCUGCCAAUGAUGCUAUCUACAGAAUGCACUAAUAUGUCACUCUGUUAUACAGUAGGCUACUCCACUUUUAUUACAUUUCUACUGGAAAUAUGUUUGCAUGUGUAAGUUGGCAUGUAAAGCGGUAUUGCACUUGGUUCUAUUUUAGGCAGUGAUUUCAAAGCUGAAAAGGGAGGGGCCAAAGUAAUUCCAGGUAUGUAGUACAGUUCUAGUGAGUGUAGACAAGUGAUGGGCUGUGGCGACCAAUGGCCUCGGCUACAAACUUACUGUAUAUGCAUGUCAUAUUUUAACUGUUGCUUGCUUCCAGUUGUAAAUGCAAUAUGCAUGAUUCUAGCAUAAAUUGUUAAUGUGAUUGACAGGAUCAGGUUACGGAAUGAUGCAUCACCACAGUUGUGGUGUAAGUGUCUGUUCAUGAUUGUGUAUUUAAAAAUGUGUAAUGUGGGUGCUUUGUGAUUUUUUAAAAUUUGUAUUGUAUAUCUGGUUUUUGUUCGGUAACAGUUUAAGUAUUUGUUCUAGUCAGGGUUGGCAAACCCUAGUUGUGGAGAGGCACAAUGUGUGAGCUGCUGUUCUAGGCCAUCUCUGCACUAGCACACAUGCUUCUACUAAACAAGGGCUGUAACAAAAUCCCUGCACACAUUGUGGCUCAUCACCACUACCAGGGCUACGUUCAGCCGGCCAUGUCGUUGUGGAACGUUCAGAAAUAAAGAUAUUAUAUGGAACAAACAUACACUUGACGUGUAGAAUAGGAAUCAAGUAAGCUCUAUUCAUGACAUUUCUAUCUCCAACGUUACACAACGUUUGCCUACUCAACGUGCCCUUUGGUUGGCCUCCCCUGUUUGGAGUAAUGUACCGUACGUUAACCCUUUCCUUGCCUGUCCCACGCAGACCCCAACGCCUUCUACAACAUCAAGGCGUCUUCAGACGGCAUCCCCACCAUCCAGGUGGAUCUAGCCUCCCCCAAGUCCCCGGACUCUGUCAACAUGCUGGACGAGUUCUCCAAGCGGGGUGCCACGGGCCAGGGCCUGGGUCAGAGGGAGGGGGCCGACCGGGAUGAGGACCAGGGCCUGAUGAUGAAGCCGUCCUCGGCGGGGAAAGGGGAGAAGGGAGAGGAAGAGGGGGGCAACAAGAACCCAGGGCUGAUGAGGUGUCUGAGUGACCCGGGCCCUAGUAAUGAGGAUGAGGAGGAUGAACCAUUUCUUCCC